UGACUCCCCUUGUGGACCAGCUCUCGCCUGGCUCCCCACAUUCUUGCCUCUGAUACAUAGGCAGUAACACAGAAUGGCACGGGGCUCCUCAGGAGUAGCUAAUAACUGUUUUUCAAAGAGGAGUGAAUUUCCCAGUAAUUAAGUAGAACUAAGAAAAUCUUAUGCUAAAUGUCAGGGAAUGUUUUCCAGCAGUAAAAUAUCAGUCUGUAUGGUAAUUUCCCCAGGGUUAUGGUAUUUCCUCACUGAACCCAGGACUAGACAGCAAUCUUACAACAGUAUAACUAUACUGCUUAGGAUGUGAAAAAUCCACACCUCUGAGUGACACAAUCAUACUGACUUAACCCCUAAUGUAGUCAGCAUAGCUACUGCAUCUGAAAGAAGUGGGAUACACUGACCAGAGAAGCAUAGUACACUUAUCAAUGAAGUGCUACAGCAGUGCAGCUACUCUGCUGCUGUUUUUAUGUAUAGACCUGCUCUGAGAGAGAGAAGACUGGACAAAGUAAUGACAGAUAAAAUAAUCCUGCAGUGACAAGAUGUUGCAGUAAAUGAGCUAAUACUUUUUCCUCCAUCUCUUAAUUUCAAUGAUUCUGUGAAGUUUAAAAAACUUUACUGAUACUUACUUUUAAGAUAUCACAGGAAGUCCAGGAUCUUUAGCAUUUUGCUUACAUGCAGUGAGAACCCAAUGACCUCUGAGUAAUCUCAGGGCAAUUUUUAUGCUUAGGGGAAGGUGAUAAUACUUUACCCUCAUUAUCAGCCUCAAGUGAUGGGUCCUAAGUGAAUCAAAUGUUAACGUUUAACAUACUGCUCUUUGUAUGAAGAAUAAACUCUGAAUACUUUCAGAAUAUUUAUCAAUUUCUAACAGAAUUUGAAAGCUUUUAAGAAUACGUAAUAUUUUCCAAACAGUUCUCUUAAGAAUUGUGCAUAUUCCUCUGAUACAGUUCCUUUCUUAAUUAAUGCAGAUGGGAGAGGGAGAGGGGACAGCUUAAUAGUCCAAAGUGUUCCUUCAGCUUCCAUUAGUUUACUUAGCAUACACACCAUGCUAAAAUGAGAGCUUCUAUAACCAUAGGACUUUUCUGAAAUGUUUAGUGUUAAUGACAUGAGGUACACAACUGUAUACUGUGAUACAUGUGUUGGUUACCAGCUUGGUUAAUUAAAGACUGAUAUUUGAUUUUCCUUAGGUAUUUCCUGUAAUAGCAGAUCUCCCUCAGAGAUCUUGGGCCUUUACCAUAGGGAUUAUUAUUCCUGUUUUACAGAUGGGUCAGUUGAGGCACAGAGAGGUUAAAUGAGGAUCAUGCCAGAAGGCAGUGACAGCUUAAAAUGAAAUGUCUGUCUUCUAACUACUAUGAGAGACUGGUGUUUCUGUUAUAUAUUUAUACUUCAUACCUUUGAUCCCACUUUCUUUUGAAUCUCCUUUGGAAGAAAAUUUUAACUUUUCAGUAAAACGAAGUUGAUUUUGCUGAUAGUUUAAGCACAAUUUAGAGAGAGAGAAUGUAUGUAUGUAUGUAUAUAUUAAAAAAAUAAAAGUUAGGUCCUUUUCCAUGAGGGAGUCAUUUACACUUUGUCUAAUGAUAAGCUAGCAAAAUACAAGUGACCCUUUUUAAUUAUAGAAUCUGCUUCUGUGCCAUUAUGUCAAUGAAUACGCAUAAACUAGCAUUAUAUGAGUCCAGAUUUUAAUGUUAAUUCUGAUUAGGUUAUCUAUUUUCUUGCAAAGUGUUUGCAUUAUUGAAGGCAAGUGUUUUUUCCCCUUCUUAAAAAUAAUUGGAAUUUUUAUUACAGAGACUAUGAAAACAUAGCUUCUGGCUUAUUGCAAGAUCACUAUCUUGAUUCAUCUUGGAGAACAGAUAAUGGCCUUCCAUGGACACUGGAUAGCAACAUUAGUGAAGAGAACAGGGCCGUCAUUGAGAAGAUGUUGCUAGAAGAAGAGUAUUACUUAUCUAAUAAAUCGCUUCCAGAAAAAAUAUGGCUUGAUCAAAAGGAAGGUGACAGAAAAUCCAUGAAAAGUCCAUAUAAGAAAACAGGAAAAGUCACAGUUCGGUCACCUACAAAAUCAGCUAGCUGCUCAGUAAAGUGGACAAUAGAGGAAAAAGAGCUUUUUGAACAAGGCCUGGCUAAAUUUGGCCGAAGGUGGACAAAAAUCGCCAAGUUGAUUGGAAGUCGCACUGUUCUACAAGUGAAGAGCUAUGCAAGGCAAUAUUUUAAGAACAAGGCAAAAAUUGAUGACUCUGAAAAAGAGGAACAUAGCCAAUACAACAGCAGUAGCCUUCCUGUUGAGGAUGAAGGAGAGAAGGUUGUGGCAUGGGCAUCUGCAAACCUGAGGGGCCGUGCAGACCCCAACCUGAAUGCAGUGAAAAUUGAAAAGUUGUCUGACGAUGAAGAAGUAGACAUCACAGAUGAAAUGGAUGAGCUCCUUUCUCAUGCACCCCCAUUGGAAGUUGGCAUAUCUAAAAUAACUGAUAUUCCAAAGAGUCCUAUUAAAGAAAUCAGAGGAAGAGAACACACUUUUUGGUCUGCUGGAUACAAUUCUGGAAUUCCCCAAUUUGAAGAAGACAACUUUCAAAAGGCUGAACAAGACAAGGCAGAAGCAUUGGAGUUACCAGAUAUUGCAGCCACAUGCUUUGAGAAACAGAGCAUGAAUGGUGACGAAUCUGUGCAAUCAGAUUAUCUGCAGUUUAAUGAAUUUACAGAGAAAAAUGAGCAAGACAAAAAAGGGACUUUUGAUGGCACCAAGCAAUUCGUUGACCAAGAACUUAACAAAGAGCAGAAAGACUUGGUUAAUAAUGAAAUGCUUUUCCAUGCUUCCUGCCAAUUGGAUGAAGAAAAUCAAGAAGAAACAGAGGAGCUUAAGCCACCUGAUCAAGAAGUGGAAAUUGAUAGAAAUAUCAUUAUGGAAGAAGAAAAGCAAGCUAUUCCAGAAUUUUUUGAGGGACGUCAGGCCAAAACACCAGAGCGCUAUCUGAAGAUUAGAAAUUACAUUUUGGAUCAGUGGGAACGAUGUAAACCUAAAUACCUGAAUAAGACUUCAGUACGUCCAGGCCUUAAGAAUUGUGGUGAUGUUAACUGUAUUGGACGGAUACACACAUACCUGGAGUUAAUAGGAGCAAUUAACUUUGGCUGUGAACAGGCUGUGUAUAACAGACCACAACCAGCUGAUAAAACACGAUCCAAAGAAGGCAAAGACACCAUAGAAGCAUAUCAGCUGGCUCAACGUUUGCAGUCUAUGCGUACAAGACGCAGGCGUGUGCGAGACCCCUGGGGAAACUGGUGUGAUGCCAAGGAUUUGGAAGGACAGACAUUUGAGCAUCUCUCUGCUGAGGAACUAGCAAGAAGACGAGAGGAGGAGAAACUUAAACCUGCAAAAUCUUCUAAAGGAUCAAGACAGACAAAAAGUUCCUUUGAUCCCUUUCAGCUGAUCCCUUGCUGUUUCUUCACUGAAGAAAAACGAGAACCAUUUCAGGUGAAAGUGGCUUCAGAAGCACUUUUAAUAAUGGACUUGCAUGCUCAUGUUUCCAUGGCAGAAGUAAUAGGCCUAUUAGGCGGAAGAUACUCUGAAGCUGAUAGAAUUGUUGAAGUUUGUGCAGCCGAACCAUGCAAUAGUCUCAGUACAGGACUACAAUGUGAGAUGGAUCCUGUGUCUCAAACUCAGGCCUCAGAAACGUUGGCAGUUAGAGGGUACAGUGUUAUCGGGUGGUACCACUCUCAUCCUGCUUUUGACCCCAAUCCUUCUAUACGAGAUAUUGACACACAGGCUAAAUACCAGAGUUAUUUCUCCAGAGGAGGGGCAAUGUUCAUUGGAAUGAUCAUAAGUCCUUAUAACCGAAAUAAUCCUCUUCCAUAUUCCCAGAUUACUUGUCUGGUUAUUAGUGAUGAGAUUAGUUCUGAUGGCUCCUACCGCCUGCCUUACAAGUUUGAAGUUCAUCAGAUGUUGGAAGAACCUAAGUGGGAAUUAGUGUUUGAAAAAACAAGAUGGAUCAUUGAAAAAUACAGACUCUCUCAUAGCAGUGUUCCCAUGGAUAAAAUCUUUCACAGAGAUUCUGACCUGACCUGUUUGCAAAAACUUUUGGAGUGUAUGAGGAAGACUCUGGGCAAGGUAACAAACUGCUUCAUUGCGGAAGAAUUCUUGACUCAGAUAGAAAACUUAUUCCUUUCUAGCUACAAAAGUGAGAAGCAAAAUAAUACACCUGAAGAAAAUAAGGACGUGCAUCCAAAUGAGGUGCCAACGUGAUAGCUUUUUCAGUGAUGAAUUUCAGUUGAAUGGACUACUGUUCAUAGUUCCUCUUUCAAAGUAAUUGUCUCAGUUGUCAAUAGGGACAUAAUCCAGUAUUUCAAAUAGUAUGAUUGUUCUAAAAGACAUUUAGAAAACUUCUAACAAAGGUGUUCUGAUUACGUGACAUUUUUAAUACUUACUUUUGGAAAAUUAUUGGAUAGUAUGACAAACUGGUUAUCAUUUGACCUGUAACCUAUCAUUGGGAAGGACAAGCUGAAAUACAGAACACUGAUUCUGUGCCUAAAGAAGAGGGUCUUUUUUCAGACCGGAAUUUUGACCUUCUUUCUGUCCCCAUCAGAGGAGACGUUUUGUUACAUAGUGCUUUGUGUCCUCUAAAUUUGUGUAACUCCAGAGGUGAGCUUGAUAACACUCUAUCACUGCAAAGAUUAGAGUCUAGCUAAUACUAAUUUUUCUGAUAUCUACCCUAAACAUUACUCUGCUCAAUUUAAUCCAUUCUGUUAUUCCUUUCUGAGCCACUACAAACAAGAUUUUUCUGGCAUACUCUUUCUCAUCUUCCAUAAUACAUGGAAAUAAGGCUAGCAGGUCAAAAUUUUGUCACUUCUUGUUGCUACCAUUUCCAGUGGAAACAAUAACUUC
Molecule: messenger RNA, 4861 nt
Organism: Pelodiscus sinensis (Chinese soft-shelled turtle)
Lineage: Eukaryota; Metazoa; Chordata; Testudines; Trionychidae
Source: RefSeq, a predicted model, not a curated record